AUGACUAUCAUCAACAUGAAGUUCACGGUGAUUACCUUACUUACGCUGCUUCUAGGAGCUUUGGAAGUGAACAGUUUGAUGUGCUAUCAGUGCGAAAGCUAUUCAUCUCCAGCUGAUUGCGCAUCAAAGGAGAUUCAGACCACGUGUGUAGGUGGGUCAGUCAGAUGUGCCACAGUGGAAGCAAAGUAUGAAAGCGACAGCAUAUCCUCGCUAGUUAUUGUGAAAGGUUGCGCACCUACUGCUGCUUGCGAUGGGGAAAUCGAUAUCUGUGGCCAAGGAGAGGGAAUGGAAUGCGACAUACAGUGCUGUUCAGGAGACUUGUGCAACGGUGAUUACGUUGAAGGAAGUGUUGUGAAGGAUUCCUUCUGCCAUACAUGUGUCAGCAACUCCUCAAUGGCCGACUGCAUUGAGAGUCAAACACAAGAACAAUGCUCUCUCAAGGAAAACCGUUGUGGGGUCAUGUUUGCCCAUCAGGGAGAAAUAUCGUUGUUUCGCAAAGGGUGCAUCCCGGAUGAUUUUUGCUCUUCUCUAUGUCAAAAUGGACACAUUGAAGGCGAUCCAAGUAUCGAGUGCGAAUUAUACUGCUGUGAAGGAAGCCUUUGCAACGAUGAAAAUAUGGGAGCUAAAUGAAUGUCUUGAGAAAGGCAAGCUUUGAACAAGUUUCGUGGUUGUUAAGUGAUUGUGAGAACUUAUUCCCAAGUUUGAAUUAAAGUGUUGCAAUGGUU
Pocillopora verrucosa is the source of this 725-nucleotide messenger RNA. RefSeq lists its product as uncharacterized. The record is from RefSeq and is a predicted model, not a curated record. NCBI's taxonomy places the organism in Eukaryota, Metazoa, Cnidaria, Anthozoa, Scleractinia, Pocilloporidae.